AUGUUGCUCGACGAGGACCCUGGAACACAAUCGCGCGAUCUGCGCAUUCGCGAGGCCGAGGCAGCCAUGCGAAAACUUUCACGACACCUGAAUUCCCUAUCUACACAGCAUGAAGAAGCCGUGGCCGUGCACGACUCGGGCAAACACGCGGCGGAGAUAGUGGAGUUAGACACCAAGAAGUUUCGCAUCGCCAAGGCUGCAUCAGAACUAGAGAUUGAAAGCGAGCGGCUGGAGAGUGAGCUGGAGAUUCUCAAGGAAAGACUGGUCGACCUGAGAAUCCCAGGGUCUCGAGGGCGACGAAACAACGCGGCGCGAGCUCUACGGCUCAAAAUCUUCCGUUCUCUCGGUGUUGAUAUCGAGCCCGAUGAGGCAGGCAAUUUCAACCGAGCGGUCAUUCGCAAUAGCCGCAAGGGCGAUGUUCAUGUCGUCAAUAUCGACCCGAAAUUCUCCCGCUUCUUCUACGCAAAUUACUUUUGGUCAACGAUGCAAGGAUGA
This is a messenger RNA of Penicillium mononematosum, 495 nucleotides long. Its product is annotated as kinetochore Spc24 family protein. Lineage: Eukaryota; Fungi; Ascomycota; Eurotiomycetes; Eurotiales; Aspergillaceae. The coding region runs from base 1 to 495 and encodes 164 amino acids. The record is from RefSeq and is a predicted model, not a curated record. The transcript is spliced from 3 exons.